Messenger RNA from Anopheles maculipalpis, 1728 nucleotides. It is a transcript of the gene PICK1, whose product is annotated as PRKCA-binding protein. Lineage: Eukaryota; Metazoa; Arthropoda; Insecta; Diptera; Culicidae. Gene Ontology annotation, molecular function: phospholipid binding; protein kinase C binding; protein domain specific binding. Gene Ontology annotation, biological process: intracellular protein transport; regulation of Arp2/3 complex-mediated actin nucleation; receptor clustering. The coding region runs from base 288 to 1709 and encodes 473 amino acids. The record is from RefSeq and is a predicted model, not a curated record. Gene Ontology annotation, cellular component: postsynaptic density; trans-Golgi network membrane; neuron projection. The transcript is spliced from 4 exons.
UUAGCAAUCCAAUCCGUCCAGCAAAAACGGUCAUAGUCGAUGAGGACCAAAGUCGCGAUGACCAAGACGAUACGGCACUUAUCUCCAUUGGUUCGCCCGGUUCGAGACAGAGAAGCAAUGCGGAACGAUGCAACGAAUCGAAAAAGCAUGCGGUUGAAAAUAAGGACACAAAGGUGGAGAAGGAAUCCCUUGGGAAGCGACCGGAUGAGAUUGCAUUUGUGUCGAAUGAUGAUCUGCCGGAUCCGGUGCUUUACGCGGACGGUUGCGUUGAUGAUAACAAGAUCAUAAUGCUCUGCCAGCGCCAGGAGAUGGAGCGCCUGGGAAUGACGGUCAGUUCUGGUACGGUUGUCAUCAAGAAGGAUACCAGCAACUUGAUCGGCAUCAGCAUCGGUGGAGGCGCCCCACUGUGUCCAUGUUUGUACAUUGUUCAGGUUUUCGAUGGAACGCCUGCAGCCCGCGAAGGAACGCUUCAGAGCGGCGAUGAGCUUCUCGGUGUAAAUGGCGCCUCGGUUAAGGGCAAAACGAAGGUGGAAGUGGCCAAAAUGAUACAGUCGGCCACAGAGGAGGUGAUGAUACACUACAACAAGCUCCACGCCGAUCCGACGCAAGGAGAAACUCUCGAUAUUGUGCUGAAGAAGAUGAAGCACCGUUUGGUGGAAAGGAUGUCCAGCAGUACAGCAGACACGCUGGGUCUUUCCAGGGCUAUUCUUUGCAAUGACUCUCUGGUCAAACGUUUGCAGGAACUGGAGCGAACGGAAACCAUGUACAAGGGGCUGGUGGAGCAUGCUCGAAGGAUGCUCAAGGCACAUUUCGAUGUGCUACAGACGUACCAAGCGUUCGGUAACAUGUUUGCCUCGAUAAGUGUCCGAGAACCGCAGCCCCGUGCAUCGGAAGCGUUUCGCAUUUUCGGUGAGCUCCAUCGAAAUAUGGAAAAAGACGGCAUCAAGAUGAUUAAAUCACUAAAACCCAUACUUGCGGACAUGGGAACGUACCUUCAUAAAGCCAUCCCGGACACUAAGCUCACAGUGAAACGCUACGCAGACGCAAAGUUCAGCUAUCUGUCCUACUGUCUUAAGAUCAAAGAGAUGGACGAUGAAGAGCAUGGGUAUGCCGCGAUCCAGGAACCAUUAUACCGUGUAGAGACUGGAAACUAUGAGUACCGCCUCAUUCUACGCUGUCGGCAGGAUGCUCGCUUAAAGUUCGCCAAACUACGUAGCGAUGUGCUGGAGAAGAUUGAACUGCUCGAGUGUAAGCAUGCUCGAGACCUUGCUAGUCAGCUGCGUAAGUUCAUCGAAGGACUAGCUACCCUUGCAUCGGAAACCGUCGAGCGAUUGGAAAGCAUUCCAAACCUGUUCCCCAUCGAAGUGGACCUUAAGGCGAGUGCGUUUCAGUACAAGUCGGCGAUCAAGUUUCAAGCGGAAGAGUACACGGACGAUGAGGUACCACAGGCGGAAGAAGCGAUCGAGCAGCUGGAACCGUCCAAAACGGGCCAAACGAGUGAAGUGGGAGACUCGAAUGGAACCGAGAGCGGUGGACAAUUGUUGGGAGGAUUUGAGGAAAUUGACCUCAGCAAAGGCACUUCGACGGUAGCAUCGGAGAACGAUCUGUUGAACGAGCUAGGACUUGCGGGCAUCGAUCUUUCCGUCGGAAGCAAACCGAUCAGUCACAAUCUGAUGGAUGAUCUGCUCGUUCCGGAUUUGUACAAGUAAUUUAAAUUAAAUGGAAAAG